Messenger RNA from Penicillium vulpinum, 1416 nucleotides. Its product is annotated as D-arabinose 1-dehydrogenase (NAD(P)(+)) ARA2. The transcript has a single exon. The record is from RefSeq and is a predicted model, not a curated record. The coding region runs from base 1 to 1416 and encodes 471 amino acids. NCBI's taxonomy places the organism in Eukaryota, Fungi, Ascomycota, Eurotiomycetes, Eurotiales, Aspergillaceae. Gene Ontology annotation, biological process: dehydro-D-arabinono-1,4-lactone biosynthetic process. Gene Ontology annotation, cellular component: cytosol. Gene Ontology annotation, molecular function: D-arabinose 1-dehydrogenase [NAD(P)+] activity.
AUGCGCCCCUCCACCCCACUGUCCGCGGCCCUGCCGCCGCUAAUUAUGGGCACUGCAACCUUCAACUCCCAAUAUAAUGCCGACCCAUAUGCCCUUCCAACAACAGAGCUUGUACAGCGCGCACUGUCGCGCGGCAUCCGCGCCUUUGAUACAUCCCCUUACUACGGCCCCGCUGAAGAACUUCUCGGCCGCGCCCUUGCAACAGAAAACGUGCAAACCAACUUCCCACGGGAGACAUACCACCUUCUCACAAAAGUCGGGCGCCUGGCCGGCUCAUCGUUCGACUACUCUCCGCAAUGGAUCAGACACAGCGUGCGGCGCAGCCUGCAACGCCUACACACAGACUACCUGGACGUAGUGUACUGCCACGACGUGGAGUUCGUGACUGCUGCGGAAGUGGUCACUGCGGUGCGGGAGCUGCGCCGUCUGCGCGAUGAAGAGGGCGUGCUACGCUACGUUGGUAUCUCCGGCUACCCUGUCGACACGCUCAGCGAGCUGGCGGAGAUGAUCCUCCGCGAGACGGGCGAGCCGCUCGAUAUCGUUAUGUCGUAUGCCAACUUCACUUUACAGAAUACACGGCUGCACUCGCACGCCCUCCCCAGGCUGCUUGCUGCGGGCGUUGAUGUUGUUCCUAACGCGUCGCCGCUGGGUAUGGGAUUGCUUCGUCGUGACGGCGUGCCUAUUGGCUCGAUGGGCGAUUUCCAUCCCGCUCCUAAUGCGCUGCGGAGUGCUAUUCGUAAUGCUUCGGAUUGUGCUUCGCGGCAUGGAGAGAAGCUUGAGGUUGUUGCGAUUCGGUUUGCGCUCGAGGCGUGGCUGCGUCUUGGUGCGCGGGCUGGCGGUCUCGGUGCGCCGCUUGCUCGUGCUGCGGACGCAGAUCCUGGGUUCUUGUCUGCGGCUAGUAUGGGCACGGGGAGGAGACUGGGUGUCAGCGUUAUGGGCGUUAGUAAUAUCGCUGAACUGGAUGAGACUUUGCGCGUGUGGCAUAGUAUCGUCGAUGGACUGGAGAAUUGGAAUGAAGAUGACGACGCCUCAUAUUUCGAUACUAAGUUGAAAUCUGCUGGACCGUCCACUCCUAGCCUGGAUGUUCCGAUGGGUGAUGUUCCCACGUCGAAUAUCCUUACGCCUCAGGAGGGCCUUAUCACGGACCGCGCCUGGUCUCAUACACGUGGAGUUCACAUCUUGCAGCUGGCACGAGAAAUUCAGGAUAUCUUAGGUAAAGAGUGGGUGGAUUAUGCCUGGGCCAGUCCGUCACCAGAUUUUGUGAAUUCGUUAUCAGAGGAGCAUGUUGCUGCUUUGCAGCAGAUCGAGGCCGAGGAGAGAACAGGACGGAAGCCAUAUUUCUCUAUAUCUGAUACGGAUAUCAAGGAGGAUCCUAUGCUGACACCACCAUCAGAUGUGGAAAAGCAGCUUGCAUAG